This is a messenger RNA of Pocillopora verrucosa, 890 nucleotides long. The record is from RefSeq and is a predicted model, not a curated record. NCBI's taxonomy places the organism in Eukaryota, Metazoa, Cnidaria, Anthozoa, Scleractinia, Pocilloporidae.
UACUGACAAAGUAUAAAAAGGGCAGUUCCUCCCCCAGCGGGUCUCUUUCGUUGCUCCUACAAUACAAGUACUUUUGAACUUGCUCAGGGGUUAACGACGGAAUUUACUGUUAAACGUUUAAAAAAUACUAGUGUUAUGACUCGCGGAGAUCCUGUUUGUCGGAGGGAGGAUUGUUCUCCCUUCGACAUUGGCCUAGUUUUCGACGAGAUCCACAACUACUCGCCGCAUCAGAAGCUGGAGUUCGUCGAAAACGUGUGGAAACCAGCUACUGACCCUGCCUGGAAGGCCAAUGUUUUGGAAUUUUGUAACCAUUACAGACAGGACAUACCAAAUUAUGCAGGAUUACAGGCAGAGCUUUUGUUAUGGGAGAGAUUGUGGAAGGGGAGGGAUAACAGAGGAGAUAUUAUUCCUGACAGUUUGGAGGCUACACUGAAGGAUAUUGACAAAGAUGCAUAUGUCAACAUCUAUUCCAUGCUGAAAGUCCUGAUCACAAUUCCAAUUUCAUCUGCAUCUUGUGAGAGAUCCAUAUCAUCCCUUCGGAAUCUUAAGAACUAUUUGAGAAAUACAAUGACCCAGGACAGACUGAAUGGAUUGGCACUGAUGCAUGCCCACAGAGACAUGGAUUUUGACCUUGAACGUAUAAUAGAUUUAUUUGCUGAGUUACAUCCUAGGAGAAUGAGAAUGGCAAACAUUUUGUAAUAAUUUUUUGCACCAGCUGUUUCUAGAGUACUUGUGAGUUAUGUUCUGUCUGGGUUAUGGCCUUUAAGUCUCAUAAUCCUUAAACUGAUGGAGAACAGUACAGAAGCUCAAACUGGUGCCUGUAUAACUUUUUUCAACUCAUUUCAAGGUUAUUUUCUAUUUUGUUUUACUUGUGAUGAUUUUCCAUUGAC